AUAUUACACAAAUCAUACAUGAUGAUCGACAAACUGAGCACAGAUUCAAAAAUUGCGCAAUGCUGUCACCUUGUGGUGACUAUGAGAUAGAACACAGAACCUCACUCAAGAUUAAGCCUAGACAUGAAGAGGACAUACUGAAUAAACUUGUGCUAGAAAUAAUCCAUAGAGACCCAAGACUAUUCAAAAAGUAUAUCAUCCUACAAAAAGAAACAAAUUCAAUAAAGAAGGAACGUCUAAUAAAUGAGUUAAUAGACGAACUCGUAGAAACAGAAAAAUUACUGAGAAAUAAUCCUGUAAAAAAGAGACUGCCUAAUAAUCAGAUUAAGUACAAAAGUGAACAAGAAAGAUCUAAAAAAAAACAAGAUGUUAAAUUAGGUGCUAAAAUAGCAUUAGAAAAGUUAAUAAAUGGUUACCUAGAAACCUUAAAGACCUGGAUGCCCGAACCAAAUAAAUCUGAAAAACCAAAAUCUGCUAAAUCGGAUAAAUCUGAAGCAAGUCAACUGAAUUGGAUGUAUAUGGUUAGAUCUUGUUAUAUAAAAGGAAUUAAAGUUAAAAAGGAUAAAAAUAAAGGAAUCAAAGUCAAAAAGAAAGUAUAUGAGGCACAUACUCAUUAUCAAAAACCUGAUAAUACCGGCUAUAAAGAUGAAAAUGAAGCAUUUAAAAAGCCUUCCAAGACCACUGAAGGGAACUUCGAACCUGAUAAUGAUAAUGAUGAAAUGAUUUCUGAAGGUGAUAGCGAGAACGUGAGAAUAUUAAAGAAACUUGACCUAGACUACGCCUGCAAUAAUUGGAUAAACAAAGUAAAAGACUUUAUGAAGACGAACCAGGAAGUACUGAAGAUAGAAAAGUCACACCUAUCUGAACCCGAAAAACUUUCUAUGCCAAGACCGAAGACCAAACCAGAAGGACCAUCUACAAUGAAGCAAAAGAGGGAAGAAAUAUCAAAAACUGAAGUUAAACUCGCAAGACCUAUAAAAGAAACAAAUACAAAAAUAGUAGAAAAAAAGAUUGGAGGUGAAAAAGGAAUUAGAAUUGCAGUUGAUAAAUACAAAACGCUAAGAUAUGCCAAUAGAAUAGUCCAAGGACUCGAUGCUGAAGAGGCGGAUGGAAAGAAGGCGUUUAAACAGCAUUUGAACUCUGCUGAAAAUGGCAGUGGAGGCAUAUCUGACCUGGAGAGCUAG
Messenger RNA from Scutellospora calospora, 1184 nucleotides. The record is from the annotation of a GenBank genome assembly. NCBI's taxonomy places the organism in Eukaryota, Fungi, Glomeromycota, Glomeromycetes, Diversisporales, Gigasporaceae.